This is a messenger RNA of Benincasa hispida (wax gourd), 857 nucleotides long. Its product is annotated as basic blue protein-like. Gene Ontology annotation, cellular component: plasma membrane. The record is from RefSeq and is a predicted model, not a curated record. NCBI's taxonomy places the organism in Eukaryota, Viridiplantae, Streptophyta, Magnoliopsida, Cucurbitales, Cucurbitaceae. Gene Ontology annotation, molecular function: electron transfer activity.
ACCCCUUCUACCCAUUUAUUAUAUAUAAAAAGGGUGACCCUUCUCAUCCAUUAUUUCCAUCACCAUAAUUCACUACAUUAUUCCAUAGCCCUUUGUUAUAUUUUUGUUUGAGAAAUUUAGAAGAACAAUGGGUGAGGGAAGAGGCAGUGCAGUGGUGUGUGUUGUGAUGGUCUGUGUGUUGUUGAUGGUUCAAUAUUCUCAGAUGGCUCAUGCUGCAGUUUAUCCCGUUGGAGGUGCUCAAGGCUGGACCUUUAAUGUUGCCUCCUGGCCCAAGGGAAAGCGUUUUCGCGCCGGGGAUACACUUGUAUUCAACUACAGCCCUUCAGCACACAAUGUGGUGGCUGUCAACAGAGUGGGUUACAAUAGAUGCAUAACUCCAAGGGGUUCCAAAGUUUUUCAAACAGGAAAAGAUCAAAUCAAGCUUGUGAAGGGACAAAACUUCUUCAUUUGCAAUCUUCCUGGACACUGCCAAAGUGGAAUGAAGAUUGCCAUUACUGCAAUUUAAAAUACCCUUUAUAUUAUUUACCAUCUGGCUACAAGAGUAGUCUAUUUCUUGGGAUCAAAUUUCAAUUAUGAUUAAGUUCAUUAAUUAAUUUCAAAUGUGAUUUUGAGAUUAUUAUUGCUCAAUCAUAUUAAAUUUGAUGUAUGACUUAGACACUCAUGGAAUAAUGAUUUUAAGAAAAUAUAUGAGUCUUUUUUCUAGUUCAAAGUGUGCCUUUUGUUACGAGUUGUAGUGUGUGAGGUCAUGUUUUGCUUGAUAUGUACCGUAUGGAAUAAAAAAAAAUUAAAUGCAUCAAUUACUUCUUCUAUGAGUACUUUUUUAUAUCAAAGUUGAACCAUAUAUAGUGAAAGUGAAA